Molecule: messenger RNA, 628 nt
Organism: Vicia villosa (hairy vetch)
Lineage: Eukaryota; Viridiplantae; Streptophyta; Magnoliopsida; Fabales; Fabaceae
Product: NADH dehydrogenase [ubiquinone] 1 beta subcomplex subunit 9-like
Exons: 5
Coding region: 65-415 (116 amino acids)
Biological process (GO): mitochondrial electron transport, NADH to ubiquinone
Source: RefSeq, a predicted model, not a curated record
GUUAUUGUUAUGAAGUGGAAGUGAAAAGAGAAAGUGAAGAGAUUGAAAAGAGAGAGAAAGAGAAAUGAGUCUUACAUCGGCAGCGUACGUUGCUCGGCGCGCGGCGCAGAAGGAGAAGGUUCGGAUUUUGUAUCGCCGCGCCCUUAAAGACACUCUCAACUGGGCCGUACAUCGCCACCUAUUCUACGACGACGCUGCAAACCUCCGCGAUCGGUUCGAGCAAAACAAGCACGUUGAAGAUCCUGAUACCAUUGAUAGGUUAAUAGUGGAUGCUGAAGCUAGCUACAAUAAGUGGCGCCAUCCUGAUCCCUAUAUUGUUCCAUGGGCACCUGGUGGUUCCAAGUUUACUCGCAACCCACCUCCACCUGAAGGGAUUGAGAUAAUUUAUGAUUAUGGGCGUGAAGACAACAACUGAAGCUUUUUUUUUUAAUUUCUUUCACCCCUUGCAAUAAAUAAAGAUUUGCAAUCAAAUUGUUCUGUAUUACUAGAUUGUGGAUUAAAUCACCUUUUAUUUGUAUGUGAUAUAAUUUGAAUAGUUGAUACAGACUGAGUUUGUGCCGAUGCUGUUGAAGAUAUUUAAUUGCUUCUGAACAUUGAAUGUGCUAAGCCUCCGAAGUUGGUUUUUUUA